AUGGCGGAUCAACACACAAAUGGCACAGUGCCAAUAAUUUCCUCAACAAAUGGAGGUGGUAGCUCAUAUGCUGCUCGACAUAAUCUUGCGGAUCACUUCAUCGGCGGUAAUAAGUUGGAAAAUGCUCCCGCGAGUAAGGUUAAGGAUUUUGUAGCCGCUUCGGAUGGUCAUACUGUUAUUACGAAUGUUCUGAUAGCAAAUAAUGGAAUUGCAGCAGUUAAAGAGAUUCGAUCGGUGCGGAAAUGGGCCUACGAAACCUUCGGAGAUGAAAAGGCUAUUCAAUUCACGGUGAUGGCCACCCCGGAAGAUCUUCAAGCCAAUGCGGAUUAUAUUCGUAUGGCAGAUCAAUAUGUUGAAGUUCCGGGUGGUACAAAUAACAACAAUUACGCAAAUGUGGAAUUGAUUGUUGAUGUGGCCGAGAGAAUGAAUGUUCAUGCUGUAUGGGCUGGAUGGGGUCAUGCAUCAGAAAAUCCAAAACUUCCGGAAUCCUUAGCUGCGAGUCCGAAAAAGAUUGUGUUCAUUGGUCCUCCAGGUUCGGCCAUGCGAUCGCUCGGUGACAAGAUCUCCUCCACGAUCGUCGCACAACACGCUAAAGUACCUUGUAUACCUUGGUCAGGAACUGGUGUUGACAAGGUCGAGGUCAAUGAGGACGGUAUCGUCACCGUUGAGGAUGAGGUGUACAAGAAGGGAUGUAUCCAAUCGUGGGAAGAAGGUCUGGAAAAGGCCAAAGAGAUCGGAUUUCCGGUUAUGAUUAAGGCAUCUGAAGGUGGUGGUGGAAAGGGUAUUCGAAAAGCUGAAUCCGAGCAAGGUUUCGAGGCCCUUUACAAAGCUGCCGCGAGCGAGAUUCCCGGUUCCCCUAUCUUUAUUAUGAAGUUGGCCGGAAAUGCAAGACAUUUGGAGGUUCAAUUAUUGGCUGAUGAGUACGGAAACAAUAUUUCGCUCUUUGGUAGAGAUUGUUCCGUGCAAAGAAGACAUCAAAAGAUUAUUGAAGAGGCCCCAGUUACUGUCGCUAAACAAGCCACUUUCCAGGCUAUGGAGAAGGCCGCUGUUCGGCUUGGUCGUCUUGUAGGAUACGUUUCCGCCGGUACCGUUGAAUAUCUGUAUUCGCACUCCGAUGACAAAUUUUACUUCUUGGAAUUGAACCCAAGAUUGCAAGUCGAACAUCCUACGACUGAGAUGGUCAGUGGUGUUAAUUUGCCUGCUGCUCAACUUCAAAUUGCCAUGGGUCUUCCUUUGCACAGAAUAAGAGAUAUUAGAUUAUUGUAUGGAGUUGAUCCUUCAACUACUACCGAAAUCGAUUUUGAUUUCUCUCAAGAGAAGAGCAUUCAAACACAAAGAAGACCAACGCCAAAGGGACAUACCACGGCUUGUCGUAUCACAUCCGAAGAUCCGGGAGAGGGUUUCAAACCUUCAAGUGGUACAAUGCACGAAUUGAACUUCAGAAGUAGUUCUAACGUUUGGGGUUAUUUCUCUGUUGGUACAGCUGGUGGUAUCCACAGUUUCUCUGAUUCUCAAUUCGGUCAUAUUUUCGCCUAUGGUGAGAAUCGAUCGGCAUCACGAAAACAUAUGGUUGUUGCUUUGAAGGAAUUGAGUAUUCGUGGUGAUUUCAGAACUACCGUCGAAUACUUGAUUAAGCUCUUGGAAACUCCUGCUUUCGAAGAUAACACCAUUACCACUGGAUGGCUUGAUGAACUUAUCUCUAAUAAAUUGACUGCUGAGCGACCAGAUCCUAUGCUUGCGGUUGUUUGUGGUGCUGUGACCAAGGCCCACAUUGCUAGCGAGGCUUGUAUUUCUGAAUACAGAACUUCUUUGGAGAAGGGUCAAGUUCCCUCAAAAGAUAUCCUCAAGACCGUCUUCCCCAUCGACUUUAUUUAUGACGGUCACCGAUACAAGUUCACUGCUACUCGGUCCAGCUUGGACAGCUACCAUCUUUUCAUCAACGGAUCUAAAUGCUCGGUUGGUGUUCGUGCUUUGAGUGACGGUGGUCUUCUUGUCCUUCUCAGUGGACGAUCUCACAAUGUUUACUGGAAGGAAGAAGUUGGUGCUACUCGUUUGAGUGUCGACAGCAAAACUUGCUUACUUGAGCAAGAGAACGACCCAACGCAACUCAGAACUCCAUCUCCAGGAAAGCUUGUCAAGUUCACUGUUGAGAACGGAGAGCACAUCAAGGCCGGGCAGGCAUUUGCCGAAGUCGAAGUCAUGAAGAUGUACAUGCCUCUGAUUGCCGCUGAAGAUGGUAUCGUACAACUCAUCAAGCAACCAGGAGCAACUCUUGAAGCUGGUGAUAUUCUUGGUAUACUUGCUUUAGACGAUCCAUCUAGAGUCAAGCAUGCCCAACCUUUCUUGGGACAUCUUCCAGAUCUUGGACCACCACAAAUUGUAGGUACCAAGGCUGCUCAGCGCUUUGUCCUCCUCCGUAACAUUCUUAAUAAUAUCCUUGAUGGUUUCGAUAAUCAAGUCAUCAUGGGUUCUACAUUGAAGGAGUUGAUUGAGGUUCUCCGAGAUCCAGAGUUGCCAUAUGGUGAAUUCAAUGCUCAGUUCUCAGCUCUUCAUGCGAGAAUGCCCCAAAAAUUGGACGCUACUUUGACUCAAAUCCUUGACCGUAGCAAGGCCCGCAAUGCUGAAUUCCCAGCUAAGAAUCUUUCAAAGGCUUUGCAAAAAUUCUUGGACGAGAAUGUUGCACCUGCCGAUGUCGAUCUCCUCACCGCUUCUCUUGCCCCAUUGAUUGAGAUUCUCAACCGAUAUCAAAAUGGACCAAAAGCGCACGAAUUUGCCGUCUUCUCCGGUCUUCUGCAGAAGUAUGCAUCCGUCGAGCGUCUCUUUUCAGGCCGCACUUCCCGAGAUGAGGAAGUUAUUCUUAAGCUCAGAGAUGAAAAUAAGGAUGACAUCGCCAAGGUUGUUCAAACUGUCUUGUCGCACAGCAGAGUUGGUGCAAAGAACAAUUUGAUUCUCGCAAUUCUCGAGGAGUAUCGACCAAACAAGCCAAAUGCCGGUGAUGUUGCCAAGUAUCUCAGAGCUCCACUCAAAAGUCUUACCGAGCUUGAGUCUCGCCAAACUGCCAAGGUUUCUUUGAAGGCUCGUGAGAUUCUUAUUCAAUGUGCUCUACCUUCUUUGGAGGAGCGUGCUGCACAAAUGGAGCACAUCCUUCGAUCUUCCGUCGUGGAAUCGAGAUAUGGUGAGACCGGAUGGGAGCACAGAGAGCCUGAUCUUGAGGUUCUUAAGGAGGUCGUUGACUCGAAGUACACUGUCUUUGAUGUCUUGCCAAUUUUCUUCGGCCAUAGUGAUCCCUGGGUGUCUCUUGCAGCUCUUGAGGUUUACAUUCGUCGUGCCUACAGAGCGUACUCUUUACAGAAGAUUGAGUACCACAAUGAGAGUGCCGAUCCUCCUUUCAUUGUGUCAUGGGACUUCGUCCUGAGAAAGGUUGGAGCUUCAGAAUUUGGAAUGCCAAUUCAAUCCUCUGCUCCUUCGACACCAGCCACCCCUUCAUAUGAAUCUGGCAACCCAUUCAAACGUAUCAGCUCUAUCAGUGAUAUGACUUACCUUACCAACAAGCCCGAUCAUGAACCAACAAGAAAGGGUGUAAUUGUUCCAGUCCAAUAUCUCGACGAGGCUGAAGAAUACUUGCAACGAGCCCUUGAGGUCUUCCCAGUUGCUGGUGGUAAGAAGAAGGGUAAUGGUCUCUUGCCAGAACUCGGUGGCAAGCGCAAGGUUGCACCUCCACGUCUUGAUACCGAAGAUGAGCUUACUGCUGUGUGCAAUGUCGCUAUUCAAGAUGCCGAAAGUCUUGAUGACAAUGAGACUGUCGCUAAGAUCAAACUGAUUGUCAACGACUACAAAGAGGAACUUCUCAACCGUCGCAUUCGUCGUCUUACAUUUAUCUGCGGUCACAAAGAUGGUUCGUACCCUGGAUACUACACAUUCAGAGGCCCCAACUAUGAGGAAGAUGAGAGUAUUCGUCACAGCGAGCCCGCUUUGGCUUUCCAACUUGAACUUGGAAGGCUCUCUAAGUUCAAGAUCACUCCUGUUUUCACCGAAAACAGAAACAUCCACAUUUAUGAGGCUGUUGGAAAGGAAGCUACAAGUGACAAGAGAUAUUUCACUCGUGCUGUCGUUCGUCCUGGAAGACUUCGUGAUGAGAUUCCUACUGCUGAAUACUUGAUCUCUGAGUCCGAUCGAUUGAUGAAUGAUAUUUUGGACGCUCUUGAGAUUAUCGGAAACAACAACUCUGACCUUAAUCACAUUUUCAUCAAUUUCUCACCAGUUUUCCCUCUUCAACCUCCCGAGAUCGAACAAGCUCUUGGUGGUUUCUUGGAGCGUUUCGGUAGACGUCUUUGGAGACUCCGCGUUACUGGUGCUGAAAUCCGGAUUAUUUGUACGGACCCUUCCACUGGUAUGCCAUAUCCUGUUCGUGUUGUCAUCACCAACACUUCUGGUUAUGUCAUUCAAGUUGAAAUGUACGCUGAGCGUAAAUCUGAGAAGGGUGGUGAAUGGGUCUUCCAAAGUAUUGGCGGUACUACAAAGAUUGGUUCCAUGCACUUGAGACCAGUAUCUACUCCUUAUCCUACCAAGGAAUGGUUGCAGCCAAAGAGAUACAAGGCUCAUCUCAUGGGUACUCAAUACGUCUACGAUUUCCCAGAGCUAUUCAGACAAGCCAUUCAGAACAGCUGGGUUAAGGCUGUUCGCAAGCACUCUUCUUUGGCUGAUAAACAACCACCUACUGGCGAAUGUAUUGAGUACAGUGAGCUUGUAUUGGAUGACAAUGAUGGUCUUGCUGAGGUCUUGCGCGAACCUGGUACCAAUACUCAUGGUAUGGUUGGUUGGCUCGUAACCGCCAAGACACCAGAGUAUCCUCGAGGCAGAAAAUUCGUCAUCGUUGCCAAUGAUAUCACCUUCAGAAUUGGUAGUUUCGGACCAAAGGAAGAUCAAUUCUUCCACAAGUGCACAGAACUUGCAAGAAAGAUGGGCAUUCCACGUAUUUACCUUUCUGCAAACUCUGGUGCUCGUAUUGGUAUGGCUGAAGAACUCAUGCCUCAUUUCAAGGUUGCUUGGAAAAACCCCGAGAGACAAGAAGCUGGUUUCAAAUACCUUUACUUGGACACCGAUACCAAGAAGAGAUUUGAGGACGGCAAGUCUAAGGAUGUUAUCACCGAGGAGGUUGUUGAGGAUGGCGAGACGAGACAUAAGAUUGUUACCAUUGUUGGUGCGGAGGAUGGCCUUGGUGUUGAGUGUUUGAAGGGUUCUGGUUUGAUUGCUGGAGCUACUUCAAGAGCUUAUGAGGACAUUUUCACCAUCACUUUGGUAACUUGUCGUUCGGUCGGUAUUGGUGCAUACUUGGUUCGUCUUGGUCAACGUGCUAUUCAAAUCGAAGGACAACCCAUCAUUCUCACCGGUGCCCCUGCCAUCAACAAACUCCUCGGUCGCGAGGUUUAUACCUCCAACUUGCAACUUGGCGGUACUCAAAUUAUGUACAAGAAUGGUGUCUCUCACAUGACUGCCAAUGAUGAUUUCGAGGGUGUUUCCAAGAUUGUUGAGUGGAUGGCCUAUGUACCUGACAAGAGAAAUAGUCCUUUGCCAAUUGGACCUGCUGCUGACUCUUGGGAUCGCGAUAUUGUCUACACUCCACCUGAGAAACAACCUUACGAUGUUAGAAACAUCAUUGCUGGUAAGGAAGAUGACGAAGGAUUCAUGUCCGGUCUCUUCGAUAAGGACUCUUUCGUCGAAUCCCUUGGCGGUUGGGCAAAGACUGUUGUCGUUGGUCGUGCUCGUCUUGGUGGUAUCCCCAUGGGUGUCAUUGCUGUUGAAACUCGCUCCGUUGAAAACAUCACACCAGCCGAUCCCGCAAAUCCUGAUUCAACCGAACAAAUCAGUAAUGAGGCUGGUGGAGUAUGGUAUCCUAACUCUGCUUUCAAGACCGCUCAAGCUAUCAAGGAUUUCAACAAUGGUGAACAAUUACCAUUGAUGAUCUUGGCUAACUGGAGAGGUUUCUCUGGUGGUCAGCGUGAUAUGUAUAACGAAGUGCUCAAGUAUGGAAGUUAUAUUGUCGAUGCGUUGGUCAAAUAUGAGCAGCCAAUCUUCGUUUACAUCCCACCAUUCGGUGAGCUUAGAGGUGGUUCUUGGGUCGUUGUUGAUCCUACCAUCAACCCAGAGUACAUGGAGAUGUAUGCUGAUGAAGAUGCUCGUGGUGGUGUUUUGGAACCAGAAGGUAUUGUCAACAUCAAAUACCGCAAAGAUAAGCAAUUGGAGACCAUGGCCCGUCUCGAUCCAGAAUACGCCGAACUCAAGAAACAAUUACUAGACAAUUCUCUUGGUCAAGAAAAGCUGUCUGAGGUCAAGCUUAGGGUUGAGCAGAGAGAGAAGGCAUUACUUCCUGUCUACAAUCAAAUUUCACUUCAAUUCGCUGAUCUCCAUGAUCGUGCUGGACGUAUGAAGGCAAAGGGUGUCAUUAGAGAGUCAUUGAAGUGGAGAGAGGCCAGAAGAUUCUUUUACUGGCGUGUACGAAGACGUGUCAAUGAGGAGUAUAUCCUCAAGCGCAUGUUAUCCGCGAACUCGAAAUCACCAAAUGGUACCAGACCAGAGAACUUGAGAAAGCUUGCUGCCUGGACUGCUAUCCCAGCUUUCGAAACUGAUGACAAGAGUGUAGCUAUGUGGUACGAGGAGAACAGAAAGGUGGUCCAUGAGAAGGUUGAACACCUGAAGAUUGAGGGUGUAGCUGCUGAGGUGGCAACAUUGCUUAGAGCUAGCGGACCGGGUGCUAAGGGAGGAUUGAGUGGUGGUGCUAUGGCUGGUAUCAGACAGGUUUUAUCUAUGUUGCCUGUUGAAGAAAGAGAGGAGGCAUUGAAGUUUUUGGGGAGGUCAUAG
Sclerotinia sclerotiorum 1980 UF-70 is the source of this 6858-nucleotide messenger RNA. RefSeq lists its product as hypothetical. Gene Ontology annotation, molecular function: metal ion binding; ATP binding; acetyl-CoA carboxylase activity. Bases 1 to 6858 code for a protein of 2285 amino acids. Gene Ontology annotation, biological process: fatty acid biosynthetic process. The transcript is spliced from 4 exons. Lineage: Eukaryota; Fungi; Ascomycota; Leotiomycetes; Helotiales; Sclerotiniaceae. The record is from RefSeq and is a predicted model, not a curated record.